CAACUCACAAGUACGGGUAGUUAACAAUGAAAGUACCCGCUACUAUCUUGUUGCUCGCGUUGACAUGUUCGUUGGUCACUGCGUCUACCACACGCCCAAUCGUGAAGGCAACCACGGGCCCUCGCCCGUACUACUUGAUCGACAACCUGCCUGAAGGCGCACUCAAGACCAAGCUCGAGUCUUGCGCAGAUGACCGGAUGGUGCCCAGCGAUUUCUCCAUCGGCCAUCGCGGGGCCGCGCUCCAGUUCCCGGAACAUACCCGCGAAUCGUACGUCGCGGCGGCGCGGACCGGCGCCGGCAUCAUCGAGUGCGACGUCACGUUCACCAAAGACAAGGAGCUUGUGUGUCGGCACGCCCAGAACGAUCUGCACACUACCACCAACAUUCUCUUGACCCCGCUGGCCGCGAAAUGUUUCAAGCCGUUUACCCCGUACGACCCCGCGACGAAAUCGCCAGCUACCGCGGAAUGCCGAACCACCGACAUCACGUUAGCCGAAUUCAAAACCCUCGUGGGAAAGAUGGACGGAGCCAACGAGAACGCGCUCACGGUGGAGGAAUACGUGGCUGGGACGCCAUUGUUCCGAACCGACCUGUAUACGCCCCCCGCUAAGGGGGGGACCCUCAUGACGCACAAGGAAAGCAUCGAGUUGUUCAAGCAAUUGGGGGUGAAGAUGACCCCCGAAGCCAAGGAAGCCGUCGUGGAGUGGCCUUAUGACGGGUUUACACGGGCAGAUUUUGUGCAAAAGAUCGUCGACGAGUACCAAGCGCUCAAGGUGAACGCGUCGGAUGUGUUUAUCCAGUCGUUCAUAUUGGGAGACCUGGCGUACUUGACUACGAGCUACCCGGACGGCUUUGGCGCUACCGCCGUGUACCUGGACAGCGCCGAUACGAUCAAAGACGUACCAUCCAAAGCCACGUUGGCGUCUUGGAAAGCGUCCGGAAUCAACAUCUGGGCGCCCCCCAUCUGGGUGCUCCUGCAGGCCAAAGACGGCCAAAUCGCUCCAUCGCAAGCUGCCAUCGAUGCCAAAGCCGUCGGCCUCGAUUUGAUCGCGUGGUCGCUGGAACGGUCGGGGUUUAUGACCAACCCGGACCAUGGAGGAUGGUACUACCAGACGUUGAACUCGAUCAUCACGCGCGAGUCAGAUAUCCUCGUGACACUGCAUGUGCUAGCCCAGGACGUUGGCCUCCGAGGUAUCUUUACCGACUGGCCAGGCACGGUCACGUACUACGCCAACUGCUUUGGCUUGGCGCGAGCCCAAUGUUAACUAACUGUUACAGUGGAAUACUAGUAAUACAACGUUCGUUACUACAGACA
Messenger RNA from Aphanomyces astaci, 1315 nucleotides. RefSeq lists its product as hypothetical. NCBI's taxonomy places the organism in Eukaryota, Oomycota, Saprolegniomycetes, Saprolegniales, Verrucalvaceae. Gene Ontology annotation, molecular function: glycerophosphodiester phosphodiesterase activity. The record is from RefSeq and is a predicted model, not a curated record. The coding region runs from base 27 to 1265 and encodes 412 amino acids. Gene Ontology annotation, biological process: lipid metabolic process. The transcript has a single exon.